CUGUCCUCCUCAUCUUGAAACCCAAGCUCCGUCAAGGGAAAAUGGGAAAUCUCCGCGUCAUUCUCCUUAUCACCUUGGUCGUUUUAUUGUCUCCAAGGUUAACCCGAUCUUUCUCGUCCGAUAAUAACCCGACAGAUCGCCGCAUUCUUGUUGUGGUCGAUGACGCGUCCAUCAAGUCAUCACACUCUAUCUUCUUCAAUUCGCUUCAAUCACGUGGCUUCGUGCUUGAAUUCAAGCUCGCAAAUGAUACCUCCAUCAGUGUCCAAAGAUAUGGAAAAUACUUGUACGAUGGGCUCAUUUUGUUCUCACCCUCUGUUGAAAAAUUUGGAGGGUCAUUGGAUUUGGCGGCUAUACUGGACUUCGUUGACUCAGGUGGAGACUUAAUUUUAGCUGCGGAUGCCAAUGCUUCUGAUUUGAUCCGAAACGUUGUUGCAGAGUGUGGUGUUGAUUUUGAUGAGGAUACCUCUGCUGUGGUUAUUGAUCAUUCUAGCUAUGCUGUCUCUGAAAUUGAGGGAGAUCAUACGCUGAUUGCAUCUAACAAUUUUAUUAAAUCCAAUGUUGUCCUAGGAAGUAGAAAGAACGAGG
Cuscuta epithymum is the source of this 585-nucleotide messenger RNA. The record is from the annotation of a GenBank genome assembly. NCBI's taxonomy places the organism in Eukaryota, Viridiplantae, Streptophyta, Magnoliopsida, Solanales, Convolvulaceae.